Plasmodium vinckei vinckei is the source of this 876-nucleotide messenger RNA. RefSeq names its product conserved Plasmodium protein, unknown function. The record is from RefSeq and is a predicted model, not a curated record. Lineage: Eukaryota; Apicomplexa; Aconoidasida; Haemosporida; Plasmodiidae. The coding region runs from base 1 to 876 and encodes 291 amino acids. The transcript has a single exon.
AUGGUGAGCAAGAAGGUAAUACCAUUUUCUCUUUUUUUACUUUUAAAUUUAUCCAUAAUAAAAUGUAGCAAUGCGACAAAUAAAAAGAACGCUUCAAAAGAAAUGAAAAAUGGUAGCUCCCAAGACGCCUUACAUAUGGAACAUCUUCAAAAAUUAAAAGAGCUACUUAAUGAAAAUAAAUUGAAUGAAGCUGCUGAAUUAUUUAAUGAAAUUAAAAUAGCAGACAAAAAUGGCAAUAACGAAAAUGAUCAUAGCACAAUAAUAGAUGAAAGUAGUUUAUAUCCUGACGUGAGCGAAAAUAUAUUUGAUAAUUUAAUAAAUCCUGAAGAUAUGAAAGAAAUGAUAAGGUUUUAUAUGUACUUACAAAAUGUGUUAAAUUCAAAAAAUGAAACAUCGGAAAAAAAAAUGGUGAAAACAUUUUUAAGAAAAACUAUGGAAAAAGUCAAAAACAAUAGUGAAAAUAAAUCUAUGGAUGAAAUUAUUAAUGAAAUUGAAGGUCACGAUGAAAUGUUAGAAAAGUUAGCUAGCUUAAUGAAAUUGAAUAAAGAUGAUUUAAAAAAUCCAGAAACUAAAAACAAAUUAAAUCAAAUUUUAAUAGGUAUGAUAAAAUUUAGAGAAUAUACAAGUGACAGCAGUGUUACAGAUGCCUUGUUGAAUGAUAUUAAAAUUCAAGAAGUACAAUCAGAAGAUGGAACUAAAAAACCCAAAUUACAAGUUAAUAUUAGCGACAGUAAAGCACAUUUAGAUAUUUUGCAUAAAGCAACAAAAUUUAUGGGAAUGGAAAUCGAUCACGAAGAAUUAAAAAAUUUAACAGUUAAUAAUAAAUGGUACGAAAAUUUUUUAACUGAUAUUAUUAAUAGUUCAGAUGAGUUAUGA